GCUGUCAAAGGCAAAAGUCCAAAUCAGCCGACAGGUGAAAAAAUAACCAAUCAACCGCGUUUGUCUCCCCGCCAGACCUAAAGAAAAUAAAAACCUUCUGGUUUUGAGUAAAAAUACACGCAAAGUGCAAGAUUUGCAGCAGGUGUCGGUAGCACGAACACGUGCGCUUACAGAAUGAGGUACGGCGCCAGGGAUCUGUGCUUCCGUGGGCUGUUUCUUCUCGCUGCCCUGUUAUCGACCUGCAGCGGAUUGUACGAAGACCAGAUAGGGAAGUUUGACUGGCGACAGCAGUACGUGGGAAAGAUAGUGGACGGUGCAUUCGAUACCAGCUCCGUCGAUCGGAUCAUCGUUGCGACCGAGAGCAAUGUGCUGGCGGCAAUUAGCGCCAAAACUGGCGACAUUCUAUGGCGCCAGGUGCUGGAAAAUGGACCCCGCGGCACGGUAAAGCUAUUGCACGUCGCAAACCCUUCGUCGACCGGCGCCAGGUUGAACAGGGGCGGCAAUGCCGGGCAUGAUAUAAUCACCGUCUCCGGCAGCAACCCGGCACUGGUGCGCGGAUGGAACUCUAACCUGGGCACGCUCGAAUGGGAAUGGUCGCUGCUGCCGUCGGUGGCGGAGGAAGCCGCAUCGGCAGCCGUUUGGUUCGAGCACGAUGGUUUGCUGUAUCACGUGGUGCCCGUUUGGGGCUCGCACCUGGAAGUUACCCCGUACCAGGCCGUCUCGGGCCAGCAGGCCCGUUCUACUACGAGCCGGAUUACGGCCGGUUGGAUCGCAAAGGAGCGUUGCGCGCUAGCUGGGUCGUUUUUCGCAUGCGGCAUCAAGGAGCAGUUGCUCGCACUGGAUCUGGCGGCCGACGCCAGCAGUACGGUCGUAUCAAAACCGCUCGGGUCCGAAGCAGUUGGACGCCCGAAAGCGGUUCGCGGUGAAGCGGCAGUCAUCCAGAAUGGGCGCUACUACGCGUUGCGCUCCGAUCAAAAGCUUGCGUUUGGGCCGAACGAUGCUGCCCUGGUAGAUCGUAUGGUGCAGGAAGGUGAACCGAUUCUUCUCCAGGGUGUGGUCGAUCGGGCCAGCAAUAAACUAACGAUCAAUGCCCACAGACUGCGUGAUUUUGCGCGGUUUGAGCAGAUCGAAAUCAGUACCGACUUUAGUGAAACGCUAGGUGAUCCGGACCUGGUGGCAAUUCGUUGCAAACAAUCGUCCGGCAGUGGAUCGGCCCGGGCCGGUACCGCAGGGCUUGUGUGCCGUGUGCUGCUGUCCACCGAGGAUGGCGCGAUCGUGCUGCUGCAGCAGGGCAAGAUCAAGUGGGUCCGUGAAGAAGCGCUGGCCGAGGUGGAAACGGCCGACUUCCUGGAUCUCACGCUAUCCGAUGCCGAAGGAGCCAUCGAGGAGGAACUUAACAACAAAAAUGCAGAAGAAAAUGGGCCAGAAUGGGACGUGUUUGGAGCGUUACAGCGUCGCAUUACGGCGCAAGUGUUGCACGUGAAGAACCUAUUCCUGCACAUCCUUGGCGUCGGACCGGCCCCAUCCAAGGCACAACGGGCCGGUCUGGUGCGGGACGAUUUCGGACUGCACAAGAUGCUCGUGGUGGUGACGUCGAGCGGAAAAAUAUUCGGCAUCGAUAACGUGUCCGGAAAGCAUCACUGGGUGCGCUACCUGCCCUCGUUCACUGGGUUCGGCAACGGGCAGCCGAUGAAGCUGCUGGUCCAGCGUACCUCCCGCUUCUAUCCCCUGCCCGCCCAGUGCGUUAUUCUUGGACGACACAAGCACGGCGCGCGGAACGGUCUGUUGUACAUAUUCAACCCGAUCACGGGCCAACCGGUGGUGGGCGGCGGUCUAGUCGAGCUGCCGUACCGUGUCCAGCAGGUUUCGCUGCUGCAUCAAACGGGGCCCGAUUUCCUGAAGGGCCUGCUGCUGCUAGACUACGACAAUAAUGCGCACGUGGUGCCCGAAUCGUUGGCGGUGCAUGCGGACAAUUACUAUCUCUUCACCACCGACCAGCGUGGGGCGCAGAUGCGCGGCUUUCUCGUGCAGUACCGGGCGGGCAAACUGGAAACGGUGCCCACGUGGCAGAUCGAUUUGAGUGGCGCCGGCAAAAGUCAGCAAAUAAUUGCCUGCGAAGGCAAGAGCCCCAUCGAGCAUGUGCACUCGCAGGGUCGCGUCAUGGCGGACCGGUCAGUGCUGUACAAGUAUAUCAACCCGAAUCUGGUCGCCGUCGCUACCCAUGGACCGGACAACAUUCACAAAUACAUAUUGAACGUUCACCUGGUGGAUGUGGUUUCCGGCUCGAUCGUGUUCUCCAUGUCGCAUAAACGCAUCCGUCCGCCGCUGCAUAUGGUACAUUCAGAGAACUGGCUAGUUUACUCAUACUACAACGAUAAGGCCCGUCGAACGGAAAUGACUUCGAUCGAACUGUACGAAGGUAAAACGCAAACGAACAGCACGGUUUGGAGCUCGCUGGAUGCGCCGCCUCUACCGAUGGUGGAACGCCAGUCCUACAUCCUGCCGAUGGCCGUUGCCGCUCUGAAGGAAACCAUCACCGAGAAGGGCAUCACUAGCAAACACAUUCUCAUCGGGCUGACCACUGGAGCGGUGGCCGAAAUGACGUGGGCCCUGCUGGAUCCCCGCCGGCCCGUCACCUCGCCGGAGAAGGCGCGCGAAGAGGGCAUCGUGCCGUACAUGCCGGAGCUUCCGCUGCCGCACGAGAUCCUCAUCAACUACAACCAAACUGUGACGCACAUCCGGGGCAUACAUACGGCGCCGUCCGGGCUGGAGAGCACCUGUCUGGUGCUCGUGCACGGGCUCGAUCUGUUUGUGACGCGCGUUUCGCCCUCGAAAACGUUCGACCUGCUGAAGGAGGACUUUGACUACUUCCUCAUCACGGUCGUGCUGGUAGUGCUGACCACCACGUCAUUUGUGGUGAAGCAGCUCGCCUCGAAAAAGCUCGUCAAGCAGGCGUGGAAAUAAUCGGGGUGAAACAGCAAUGGGUUUAAAGAGGGGAAGAGGGUUGUGGGGGGGGGGGAGUAUUAAAACUAAUGGGUAUGUGUGUUUGUGCGUGCAUGCGUGUGUUACAAGACGUGCGCUGGGGUCUGCGCAGUCUUACUGUGUACAACCAAAAAGACAUUUAAAUGCAUUUUCACUUCAACCCUUAUGCUGCGCCGUCAGAAUAUGUUAAGCUGCAUUUCGCCGGUAUCACCAAACCAUUGUUUUUUUUGUUAAACAACUUUCACACAUACACACACACACAUACACUACAUAGUGUAGCGACAGAGUUUGCGUGGGUAAAGGGAAGUAGCGAGCCGUCGUUACCAUUGGCAACUAUUUUAAUUUCCUUUCUGUUUUCUAUGCACUUAAGCCGGCUACGAUUGCCGUACAAAUACACUGUCGUUGACGUCGUCUGUCGGGCGGAUGUUGCAUAUUCAAAACAGUUAAUUUUAUUUUCCCUCAGUAAUGUUACUUUUCUAGACCAAAUAAAGAACUGAGUGCGCCAGUGAGUGCUGCCAGGUGCGUUCUGAUUCGAAUACGGAAGCACUGUAAUGGA
This is a messenger RNA of Anopheles merus, 3538 nucleotides long. It is a transcript of the gene EMC1, whose product is annotated as ER membrane protein complex subunit 1. Lineage: Eukaryota; Metazoa; Arthropoda; Insecta; Diptera; Culicidae. Gene Ontology annotation, cellular component: EMC complex. Gene Ontology annotation, biological process: protein folding in endoplasmic reticulum. Gene Ontology annotation, molecular function: protein binding. The transcript has 6 exons. Bases 175 to 2964 code for a protein of 929 amino acids. The record is from RefSeq and is a predicted model, not a curated record.